CACUCAGCGACAUCAGCUUCAAGCAAGCAAAUCAAUAUUCUAAUCAAUUUACAAGCUCUACAACAUGUGUCAGAUGAUUGUGACGUGCAUUAUUGUCAGCAUUGGGCUGCUGGGCGUGUUUGCCGCAGCUAUGCCGCAACAACCUUAUACCCAGAACUUAAUCUACUAUCCGCCACCGCCACCACCAGUGACGUACCAACGUGCUCGUCGUCAGGUGCUGGGCGGUUCGCUUGCCUCGAAUCCCAAUGGCGGCGCCGAUGCUCGUGUGGAGUUAACUAAGGCGCUGGGCACACCGGAACAUAAUAUUAUUGGACAGGUAUUUGCUGCGGGCAAUACGCACACCGGCGGACCAGGCCCAGCUGCCCCCGCCACCAGUGGCGCCACAUUGGCUUACAACAAUCAGGGUAAUGGUCUGGAGCUGACCAAGACGCAUACGCCUAAUGUCCGUGACAGCUUCCAGCAGACAUUGACUGCUAAUCUGUACAACGAUGGUGUUCACAAUCUGGAUGCUAAGGCCUUCGCCUCACAGAAUCAGCUGGCUAAUAACUUCAAAUUUGAUCGCAAUGGCGCUGGUCUCGACUACUCGCAUAUCAAUGGACAUGGCGCCAGUGCAACGCACAGCAAUAUUCCCGGCUUUGGCAAGCAGAUCGAACUGGGCGGACGUGCCAAUCUGUGGCAAUCUCAGGAUCGCAAUACGCGCCUAGAUCUGAGCAGCACCGCCUCCAAGUGGAUAAGCGGUCCGCUUAAUGGCAAGCGGGACUUUGGCGCCAAUAUUGGCCUGUCCCAUUACUUUUAGUAAUGCACCAAAGAUUAUUUUCCCAAUUUUUUAAUCGAAUUUAUAUUUAUAAAAUAAUAAAUACUUUAUUUAUUGAAUAAAUGUAUAAUUUAAAUAAAAUAAAAACAGCUUGAACAUAAUUACGCUGGUUAACAGCUAACAGGCCUAAUUAACAGGACUGUAACUUAACAUAUGUACAUAACAUUAAUAUCGACAUCGAUCGAUAUCAAUUGUGUGAUCCCCAACUGAAAGAAGAAGAAAUUAAUCGUUCUGAAUCAAGUAAA
Messenger RNA from Drosophila grimshawi, 1059 nucleotides. Its product is annotated as attacin-C. Lineage: Eukaryota; Metazoa; Arthropoda; Insecta; Diptera; Drosophilidae. Gene Ontology annotation, cellular component: extracellular region. Gene Ontology annotation, biological process: defense response to bacterium. The record is from RefSeq and is a predicted model, not a curated record. The transcript has 2 exons. The coding region runs from base 65 to 796 and encodes 243 amino acids.